This is a messenger RNA of Arachis stenosperma, 798 nucleotides long. Its product is annotated as protein TIC 20-II, chloroplastic. Lineage: Eukaryota; Viridiplantae; Streptophyta; Magnoliopsida; Fabales; Fabaceae. The transcript has a single exon. The coding region runs from base 97 to 726 and encodes 209 amino acids. The record is from RefSeq and is a predicted model, not a curated record.
UAGUGGCAACUGAUUGAAAUGUUAGAGCCAGUAACGGUGUAAAACAAAACCAAAGUAAAGCCCUAAACUCAAAAUUCAGCAACUUACCUUGGAAACAUGGCUUCUAUCCCUCUCCUCCUCCGCUCCACCUUCCUCAAACCCCAACCCCAAACCCUAACCCAAACUCACCAGCGACAAUUCUCCCCUCUCCCAAUCCUCAAAACGAAAAGAAUCCCCCAAAACGGCACCGUAUCGACCCGAACAACAACGUGCUCAUACACAUCACCGCCACCAACAGAACGGUUAAUCUCAAUCGCCGCAUACACGCUCCCAUUCUUCAACUCACUCCAGUACGGACGGUUCAUCCUUUCCGCAAACCCCAACCUCGCCGUGCUCUUCGACCCACUCUUCCCUCUUUACUCGCUCUACCGCUCUCUCCCAUACGCCUCCUUCAUCGCCUUCUUCGCUCUCUACCUCGGAAUCGUGAGGAACACCUCGCUCUCCCGCUAUGUGAGGUUCAACGCAAUGCAGGCCGUGACGCUCGACGUUCUCCUCGUGGUGCCGCUUCUCAUUCAGCGCAUCCUCGCUCCCGGUCGAACCGGGUUAGGGUUCCAGGUCAUGGUGUGGUCCCACAACGCUCUCUUCGUUUUUAGUGUUGUGUGUUUUGUUUACAGUGUGGUUACUUGUGUUGUGGGCCGAACUCCCACCUUGCCUUUCGUUGCUGAUGCUGCUUCACGGCAAAUCUGAGCCGUUGCUUUUGUUUCUUUCUUUGUUAACUUUGACUUUAAUGCCAAUGCAAUCAAAUGAAUCAUCUUCAAA